AUGGAAAUCCUAAUGACAGUCUCCAAAUUCGCCUCCAUCGGUACCAUGGGCGCCAAUGCCUCGGCAUUAGAGAAAGAGAUUGGUCCAGAGCAGUUUCCAGUCAAUGAGCACUAUUUUGGGUUAGUCAAUUUUGGAAAUACCUGCUACUGCAAUUCAGUUCUUCAAGCACUUUAUUUUUGUCGUCCAUUUCGGGAAAAAGUUCUGGCAUACAAGAGUCAACCUAGGAAGAAGGAGAACCUUCUUACAUGUUUAGCAGAUCUCUUCCAUAGCAUAGCCACUCAGAAGAAAAAGGUUGGAGUAAUACCACCUAAGAAGUUCAUUACAAGAUUACGGAAAGAAAAUGAGCUCUUUGACAACUACAUGCAACAGGAUGCCCAUGAAUUUUUAAAUUAUCUACUAAAUGCAAUUGCUGAUAUUCUGCAAGAAGAGAGAAAGCAGGAAAAACAGAAUGGUCGUUUACCUAAUGGUAAUAUUGACGGUGAAAAUAACAACAGCACACCAGACCCAACAUGGGUUCAUGAGAUAUUUCAGGGAACAUUAACUAAUGAAACCAGAUGUCUUACUUGUGAAACUAUAAGUAGCAAAGAUGAGGAUUUUUUAGACCUUUCUGUUGACGUGGAACAAAACACAUCAAUUACUCAUUGCUUAAGGGGUUUUAGCAACACAGAAACUCUAUGCAGUGAAUAUAAAUAUUACUGUGAAGAAUGUCGAAGUAAACAGGAAGCACACAAAAGGAUGAAAGUUAAAAAACUACCCAUGAUCCUAGCUCUACAUCUAAAGAGAUUCAAAUAUAUGGAUCAACUUCAUCGAUAUAUAAAACUUUCUUACCGAGUAGUUUUUCCUUUAGAACUUCGUCUGUUUAACACAUCAGGUGAUGCAACUAAUUCUGACCGAAUGUACGACCUUGUUGCUAUUGUGGUUCACUGUGGAAGUGGUCCAAAUCGAGGCCAUUAUAUUGCAAUAGUUAAGAGUCAUGAUUUUUGGUUGUUGUUUGAUGACGACAUUGUAGAAAAAAUAGAUGCACAAGCGAUUGAAGAAUUCUACGGGUUGACAUCAGAUAUCUCAAAGAACUCUGAAUCUGGUUACAUCCUUUUCUAUCAGUCUCGGGACUAAGGGACAGCCAUGAUGAAGAUAUACUUUCUGUCUCAUUUCUUCUCUGGUUAUUGGGAAAGGAUCAAGCACUGAUUUUUUUUUUAACUGAAGAGAAAUGCAGGAAGCUCAGGGGGCAGUAGCACACUUUGCACACAAUAAAGCAAAGACUGAUUAACAAGGUCUUCCUAUCAUGGUAGUUGAUUUAUUUGCUCAGCUAUCAUGCUGUAUGUGCAGUUCCAUAUAAGGAAGUAAAAUCAGAGAUACCAGCUCCUCUUGUUAAACAGCUUUCCAGUAAUUGACAUGCAUUUUCUCUUUACUUAUUGCACCAAUAAUGAUUGGAACUCCUUGAUGUGCAGUAGGAAGAAUAGGAAUCUGUGCUAAGUUGUAUCCAUCGAAAGGAGGUAUAUUAAACACAUUGCAUGAAUUUGCUUGUGUUAAGUAUAUAUAGCAGAAUCUUCUGGUCUUCUGAAACAUCAACCAGAAAUACUUUGGAGCCCAACACUUGCAGUUGCCUUCCUGAUGUAAAAACACUGACAUAACUAGAAUACGGUGUCAGGAAGACAAAUAAAUUUUGCUUCUCUGAAGAAGCUUAUAAUAAUAUACAGUAUAUGUAUAUGUAGGGAACAACUGGUCAAAAGUGGCUUUUUGUUUCCCCAAAGGGAAAG
Messenger RNA from Suncus etruscus (white-toothed pygmy shrew), 1757 nucleotides. RefSeq names its product ubiquitin carboxyl-terminal hydrolase 12-like. Gene Ontology annotation, molecular function: cysteine-type deubiquitinase activity; cysteine-type endopeptidase activity. Gene Ontology annotation, cellular component: nucleus; cytosol. NCBI's taxonomy places the organism in Eukaryota, Metazoa, Chordata, Mammalia, Eulipotyphla, Soricidae. Gene Ontology annotation, biological process: protein deubiquitination. The coding region runs from base 1 to 1113 and encodes 370 amino acids. The transcript has a single exon. The record is from RefSeq and is a predicted model, not a curated record.